Leucoraja erinaceus (little skate) is the source of this 3390-nucleotide messenger RNA. RefSeq names its product nucleolin (gene nucleolin). The transcript has 15 exons. The coding region runs from base 198 to 2006 and encodes 602 amino acids. Gene Ontology annotation, molecular function: mRNA binding. Gene Ontology annotation, cellular component: ribonucleoprotein complex; cytoplasm; nucleus. The record is from RefSeq and is a predicted model, not a curated record. Lineage: Eukaryota; Metazoa; Chordata; Chondrichthyes; Rajiformes; Rajidae.
UGCUGCGCAGCUCGUGCCACCGCCACACGUGGUCGCCGCGCCGUCCGAGCUGUGUGUGUGUGUCUCCGUGUGUGGAUCAGCGCCGAGCCGUGUGUGUGCGGGAGAAUUAGUACCGAGCCGUGUCUGUCUGUUCGUGCGGGAGAAUCAGCCCUCAGAGCAGUCUGUCCGAAAUAAUCAGCGCGUCGCACGGUAGCACAAUGGUGAAACUAGUCAAGGCAGGAAAAAAGCAGGCAAAACCAAAAAAGGCCGCACCACCUCCACCACCAGAGGAUUUUGAAGAGUCCAGUUCUGAAGAGGAGAGCGAAGAGGAGGAACUGCCAGCAGCUCCUGUUAAAAAGACUGCCACUCCAACUGUUAAGGCAACCCCACAAUCUGUCAACAAAAAGAAUGGCAAGGCUGUAAAAAAAGAGAGUAGUGAGGACGACGAUGACGAUGAAGAGGAUGAUGAAUCAGAAGAAGAAUCAGAAGAAGAAAAACCUGUUGCCAAGCAAGCUGCUAAUUUGAUUAAAAAAGUAGCUGAUGAGGAGGACGACGAUGAUGAGGAAGAUGAUGAUGAAUCUGAAGAGGAAGAGGCAAUGGAUACAGCACCUGCACCCAAAGUGAAAAAGGCUGGUAUGGUGAAAGUUAAGGAUGAUGAUGAUGAAGAGGAGGAAGAGGAUGAUGAUGAGGAUGAGGAUGAUGAUGAAGAAGAUGAGGACGACGAGGAGGAAGAUGCUGUGCCAGUGAAAGCAGGAAAGAGAAAGAAAGAUGAGCAGAAGCCAGUGACUCCAGCAAAAAAACAGAAGACUGGCAAUUGCGCUUUUUCACUUUUUGUUGGAAACCUGAAUUCUGAAAAAAACUUUGAAGAAUUGAAGAAAGCACUGAACGACUUCUUCACGAAAAAGAAGCUUACGGUUGCAGGUGUCCGAAUUGGAUCGAGCAGGAAAUUUGGUUAUGUGGAUUUUGAGACUGAAGAACAAUUGGAAAAGGCAUUGGAAUUUAAUGGCAACAAAGUGCUGGGGCAGGUGGUGAAACUUGACAGAGCACGCAGCAAGGAUAACAACCCAGGUAAUCAAGAUAGGGAUUGCAGAACAUUGUUUGCAAAGAAUCUUCCAUUCAAGAUAACUCAGGAUGACCUCAGAGAGAUUUUUGAAGAUGCUGUUGAUAUUAGGAUUCCAGUUGCUCGUGAUGGCUCGGGGACCCGAGGCAUUGCAUAUAUUGAAUUUGAAACUGAAGCAGCUGCUGAAGUGGCAUUGAAAGAGAAACAAGGCAUGGAUGUUGAAGGUCGGUCCAUCGUUAUUGACUUCACAGGCACCAAGAGUACAUUUGCUGCAAAGAGUGUGCAAACACGGCAAGGUUCUGAUACACUCAUGGUGAACAAUUUGGCAUAUUCUGCCACUGAAACGACCCUUCAGAAUAUUUUUGAGAAAGCAUCACUGAUCAAAAUACCAGAGAAGAAUGGCAAACCAAAAGGAUUUGCAAUUGUAAAGUUUGAAUCGCCUGAAGACGCAAAAGAAGCUCUUGAUAGUCACAACAAUACAGAGGUUGAGGGGAGAACUGUGAGGUUAGAAUUCUUCAACCAAGGACAAAGAGGUGGUGAUGGACCCAGUAAGACCUUAUUUAUUCGUGGCCUUUCUGAUGACACAACUGAAGACACGUUAAAAGAAGCCUUUGAAGGAGCUGAGAGUGCCAGAAUUGUGACAGACAGAGAUACCGGAAGAUCAAAAGGUUUUGGCUUUGUAGACUUUGCAUCUGAAGAUGAUGCAAAAUCGGCUAGGGAAACGAUGGAAGAUGGAGAAAUUGAUGGAUGCAAAGUUAUACUGGAUUUUGCUCGGCCCAAGACUGAUAGCCAGCGAGGUGGUGGUGGUGGUCGAGGUGGUGGUUUUGGUAGAGGAGGAAGAGGCCGCGGUGGAUUUGGUGGCAGAGGGCGAGGUGGAGGUCGUGGUGGAGGUCGCGGUGGAUUUGGAGGAUUCAGAGGUGGAAAGAUGGGCGGUGGUCCUCAAGGAAAGAAAAUAAAAUUUGACUAGACUGACAAGACUGCUAUACCAUGUUCAGACAGAGCCUCUGAUCCUCUCGAUCGGACAUUCCAGAGUUCUGCGUGGUCUCGAGAGCCCUGCAGUGGAGUGGUGGGAGCUCCAUGUUUCUGAAUGGACUUGCAAUUGACAGAAAUUGUUGGUACACCUUUGUGGAUUUUUGUCAAAUUUAUUAAGUAUUCUGUUUCACCAAUGUGUAAAUGUACUGUUCCCUAUGAUUUUUUUAGUUACAAUGUAAAUGCAAAAUAAUGUUUUAGAAUGUUGUGAUGACAUACUGUCUCUGAUGGAUUAAAAGAUCUUAUUUCAUGUUUUUGGUUUUCAAUAGUGCGCAUUAAACUGGUUAUUAAACUUUUUUAAAUACUUCAGUACUUCUAAAAUACUUAACCUAAAACGCCACCAAAACUUUGCAGCUGGCACUUCCGUUUUCAUACUGUGAAUGGCAAUGAUUGAAGGAGAUAACUUGUUUUGCAAUUCAAUUUUGGGCAUUGUUGCAAUUCAACAAGUAACUGGCAGACAACUGGUCUAAUUCUCCAUUUUUUAAAUGCAUAAAUCCAGGGCCAGUGCACAGCUCUGCCAGGAUUAACUAAUGGGCACAACUCCAGAUUAACGUUGCAGUCUUCCUGUGUUGCUUACCUGGCCUUUUUUAUUUUCUGGGGAAAAUUUGCCAACUGGCCUUGGUUUUGUCAAAGUCUUUCAUGUGCUUCCAACUUGACUAAUGAGGUAAGCAAGUGGCUUGGUGUAAUUUCAGUCAUACAGCACAGAAGCGGACCCAAGGUCAGUCCUAUUUGGUCCAUCUCUCUCCAACUGUUCCUAUCCAUCUAUCCAUGUACAUGCCCAACUGUCUUAAAUAUUUUUUUUUACCUGUCUCAAUUAUGUUGCCAUCCGGGUAAUCCAUCAGGCCCUAUUUACAAUUACAAACACUCCUAUUCAUUUGGUAAUGUAAAACUGGAAGUCAGGGUUGAAGGUUGACUAAGUAAGUACUUGAAUCAGUGGGUUUAUAGGCAUUAUUCAUGAUAGUCCAACAUGCACCACAGUUAAAGCAAUGGCUAAUUCUUGCAGGAAUGCUGAAAUGGUCCUUUCCAACCAAGUAAAUGCUUUAUAAAGAAUUCUCUGCUUAGAGUUUUUAAGUAUUUAUAAUUAUAUUCCCAUCUUAUAGAAAGCAAGAGCACCUUGAUUUUCUGUCUUUCAGAUAUGUGAUGAGCUUUUCUAUGCUCCCUAGCAUAAAGGGAUAACUUUAUAUUGGGUUUUGUACCUUUGACUUUUCCAUUUGUUUCAUGUUGAUACAUUUGGGAUUGUAGAUUUGGGAGAGCUGUAGCUUGAGUCAACUGUAUAUACACGGAUUUUUGAAUUUUUACAAAUUAAAGUAUCCAAGGUGCAA